Molecule: messenger RNA, 230 nt
Organism: Symbiodinium necroappetens
Lineage: Eukaryota; Dinophyceae; Suessiales; Symbiodiniaceae
Source: the annotation of a GenBank genome assembly
GCAGCAGCACAGUGGUGGCCACGGAACGGUCCACAGCCAUCCUGGAUGAGCGCAUGACGGACGUCCGGCGUCAGAACCUUAUGAUCAUGGAUCUUCUGACGAACGCCAACGACGGCAUCCAGACCAAUACUGACAGCCUCCAAGCCAUCCGAGGCUUGGACACCAGCACAGCUGACCAGCUGCGUGGCAUUAUGGCAGAGGAGCUCACGAAGGCGCAGGGCAACGACGCA